CUUUACAGAAUCUCAGGCACACAGGAACACUGGAUCAUUUCAUCAAUACUGAGCACUAAAGAGGAGACCUGUUUUUGUGGCUAUAUUUGUUUCAACACGCUUUAGAAAAACUCAUUUAAAAAACAAAAUAAGAUCAGAUUACUGACUGUCUGAUUGACGGUAAAACCGGUACCAUCAGUCUUUAAACUAUGGAACCCUACGAUGAUCCCAGCAAUGCUGACACGAGCUUGGCAUCAGCUACCAGGAUGAUCAUGAAGGAUCACUCUUUCUCUAAACGUCAUGGCUCCUCUGACAUUAUUUCCUUGACUGACAUAUCUGAUGAGUGUUCUUUUGAUCUGUCAGACAUUCCCUCAAUUUCUGGGGGAAGUAGUCUCAAUUCAAUCACAGGAGCAUGUGGAUUGCAAUAUGAGACGGAGGUGGAUGUUGUCGAUGAAGUCCUGCUGGAAUACCAGGCUUCAUCAUCCUCCAUCUGUACAUUUGCGUCAGACUCCACAAUGUCUGGUGAAUAUUAUAUUAACUACCCAGAGGAACACCAAAAUCCCAGAGCUACGAUUGAUGGUGAGGAAGAGCUCAAAAGCUUCAUGGUUGCACCAGUUGACAAAGCUGAUCAGCCAAGCUCUUUAAAUCCAGAAGCUUUGGCUGAUGGUGAGAAAGAGCCUAGGAGCUCCAUGGUUGCACCAGCUGACAAAGCUGAUCAACCAAGCUCUUCAAAGCUGAAAAAACGAGUCAGCGGCUUCUUCAGAAGGGCGUGGCAGGCUAUGAAACGACCCUUCAUACCUGCCAAACGUUCCCAAAAAGUCUUCCCUAUUGAAUUACUUUAUAGGGCUGGAUUCCUUUGAGGAUACCCAACAACCUAAUUAAUGGAAGUGAUGUUUGGAUUAAUGGAUUUAUGUUGUUAAUAAUAAUAAUAAUAAUUCAGAUGUACAUA
This is a messenger RNA of Trichomycterus rosablanca, 928 nucleotides long. RefSeq lists its product as uncharacterized. The transcript is spliced from 6 exons. The coding region runs from base 189 to 839 and encodes 216 amino acids. The record is from RefSeq and is a predicted model, not a curated record. NCBI's taxonomy places the organism in Eukaryota, Metazoa, Chordata, Actinopteri, Siluriformes, Trichomycteridae.